Messenger RNA from Penicillium chermesinum, 1368 nucleotides. RefSeq lists its product as uncharacterized. The record is from RefSeq and is a predicted model, not a curated record. NCBI's taxonomy places the organism in Eukaryota, Fungi, Ascomycota, Eurotiomycetes, Eurotiales, Aspergillaceae. The coding region runs from base 1 to 1368 and encodes 455 amino acids. The transcript has a single exon.
AUGGAUGUCGACGAACCUGAAGACAAUAUAACAGUGAAACCGGAGCCCCAGCAGGCAACUCCUACCCUGGAGGGUUCCAGCGAAGCAUAUUCAGGAUCAACAGAAAAUGAAGAUCUGAAUCUUGAGUCCGGGGCGCGCUAUACCAAUGACCCAGAGCUCUAUGGGGAGAGUCCGGAAAAGGCCGAUAGUAGCUCCGAUGAGCCCCACCAGUCCGAUGAUCUGUUUGUGCCGCCAGAUGACAACAUCAAGUCUGAAAGAGUGCCAAUACCGCCGACUUACAGAAAGCCCACAGGCUACUGGGACUUUGAGUUGGUUGAUCUGACUCUAGACGAUGAAGAUGCCACGGAGGAUCAGCUUUUCACAGACGGCAUAGUCAUUUUGAAAGCCCAGUCACUCGCAGGUAAAAUAUAUCUAAAUCAAUACGGACCGAAAGAAUGUCCAAUGGCGGUAUGGAGCGCUAGCGCAGCACCUCAGGAAGUCAAGAAAUGUACAUUUCUCAAGGGACCUCCGCACAAAGACGCCAUGGACAUUCAUGAAUACGGCGAUGAUACUGGAAAACUGAAGUAUAGGUUCCUGAUUAACAAGAUCAAGAUGGUAGCUUGGAAGCCCAGAAAGGCCUGCUCUACUAUGCAGGAUCUGAUGGAUUCGGUGGAAGAGUUGAACCCUGCCAAGAAGGAAGAAAAUCGAAAGUAUAUCUUCCCAUUCACAACCGCUCUUGUCGAAUUCAAGGAAACAGCCAACCUACCAUGGGUCUGGGUUGGGCGUGCAGACCUUGGGAAACUGUCAAGCUCUGCGAAGAGCGAGAAGGCAAAACAGCAUCGGGACAUAUACAAGUUGGCACGGCAGCAAGUCGAAAACUACAGAAAAUGGGUAGAGCAAGUACUCGGUGGUCCACUCCAGGGCAUUCAUAGUAAGGAGAAAACAGACGUCCCUUCGUCGUCUCCGGGGAGCCAGUUCUCUGAGCAGUCUCCAGCUCGCCCUCGGCGUAGCCAGAGACUUGAACACCAAAAUAAAGCUGGAGACACUCUGAGCGUGACCGAGAUUAUACGGCUGCAGAAGAAAGUGCAGGAGCUAGAGAACGACCGGAUUGAACUCCAGGAUACGCAAAGCAACGGCCGGCGAGGCCAGAAAGCUACUAUCAAAACGAUAAAGGUCACUAAUCAAGUCCCAAUCAGCCGUUCCUUUAGAGGGUUCGCUGCAAAACGGAAUAUCAAAGUUGCUCCAGAGGAUUGGAGGGACCUUGCCGAUGCGGACUUUGCGAGGUUCCAGGUGAUGGCCGAGAUAUUCCUCGAACAACAGCGGGAUAAUGGCAGGUCGGUUGUGGAUGAUAUGAAGGUUUUCGACGCUUUGGGUGUAUCGGAUUGGUGA